UCCGAGGAUACGCAUUCUGGGAAACAAUCAAGGCAGCUUACUUUUCUUCUUCUCUUCAGCAACGGCCAAGUCCUCUGUCGCUGCUGGCGCUGCCUCUGGACCGGUCUCUGCAGUGCAGUCUUCGCUUUCUGACAUCUUGGGUGACCCAUUGUUCGCUUGUCACAUUAUUGGCCGGUACACCCAAAGCGAAGACAACUUCAGCCAAACAUGUCUGCUCCAUCAAAGAUUGGAAGACUUUCGAUGCGGGGUACCGUCCUCCUUCUCUGUGAUAUGCAGGAGAAGUUCCGCCCAAACAUUGUCCACUUUGGAGAGAUUGUGUCCAACGCAGCGAGGCUUCUGCAGGCUUUUCGAAUACUGGGGCUUCCUCAUCUAGCAACUGAACAGUACCCUCGAGGUCUUGGUCCAACCGUGCCUGAGCUUGGGGCACAAGGCGUUCCGACUUUCUCCAAGACCACUUUCUCAAUGUUGACUCCUGAGGUUGAAGCAGAGUUGAGCCGUGUUCCAGAUCUCAAAAGAGCAAUCCUGUGUGGAAUCGAGGCCCAGGCGUGCAUUGCGUGUACAGCGCUUGACCUGAUGGAGAGAGGCUUGCAAGUCCAUCUGGUGGCAGACGCCUGUUCCUCACGAACUCAGGUGGACCAGAUGAUCGCCAUGACCAUGCUGAAACAGAACGGAGCCUUUCUCACCACAGUCGAGGGUGCCAUGCUGCAGCUCGUGCGGGACGCGGCUCACCCCAAUUUUAAAGAGAUUCAGCAGCUGAUCACUAAGCCUUCGGCGGACACUGGCCUUCUCUCAUUUUUUCAGAGCCCCCUGUCUGGAUGAGCUGCUCGUCUGUUAAACUGUCUUCUGUUUAAAUGUUAGCCAAAAUAAAUGUCCUGUGGGCAAAGUGGAUGACA
This is a messenger RNA of Erpetoichthys calabaricus (reedfish), 893 nucleotides long. It is a transcript of the gene isoc2, whose product is annotated as isochorismatase domain containing 2. Lineage: Eukaryota; Metazoa; Chordata; Cladistia; Polypteriformes; Polypteridae. The transcript has 6 exons. The record is from RefSeq and is a predicted model, not a curated record. Gene Ontology annotation, cellular component: cytoplasm. Bases 208 to 819 code for a protein of 203 amino acids.